Messenger RNA from Saccostrea echinata, 2037 nucleotides. RefSeq lists its product as uncharacterized. The transcript has 7 exons. The coding region runs from base 208 to 2037 and encodes 609 amino acids. NCBI's taxonomy places the organism in Eukaryota, Metazoa, Mollusca, Bivalvia, Ostreida, Ostreidae. The record is from RefSeq and is a predicted model, not a curated record.
GCAUUGUGUUUAUUGCAAUUAAAGUUUCGAUUAUACAAACACCCGAUCAUUUGGGGGAAAAAUCCACAAAAUAUAAAAGAAUACCAGGACCACACAAAUGCCCAUAGUCAAUUUGUUUAAAAACCUUUGGUGCCAAAGCUAGUGUGAAUGGACAAAACAGUAGCCUGCCCCCUUUUAGAAAAUAAUGAGAAGCAAUAAAUAACUGCUAUGACAGCAUCCCCUUACUCGUCUACAGAGGAGACGACAAAUGCUUGUAGAGCGUGUCGACUUCUCCUGGGUCCGUGUACAGAUCAACUGAGGGAUGUUUUACUUCAUCAUGUACCUUUGUCAACAUUCCCACACGUCAUUAAACAAAAUAUAAGCAAUCUUCCUCGUCUGACAGCACCACAACUAAAUUUGAUAUUACCUAGAGGCAGUACGUAUACCGGAAACUACAAUGAUAUGGAUAUUCCUUUACUGUACACACUACUUAGAAACAUUUGUAGAAUCCCACCACACAGUAACGGCUGGGGAUAUGAUCCAGACCCUACUGACAGAUCACUCUCUGCCAACAUUGAGAAGAUUCGUAUUGCCAGAAAUCAGUGUGUUCAUUCUUCUAGUCCUGUCCUCUCCAAUGCUGAUUUUAAUGCAAUCUGGUCAACUGUCAGAUCAGCAGUUGUGGAUCUUGAUUCUUUCCUUAACAACGGAAACCAGUACGAAAGAGAAGUGGACUUUUUGAGGCAUGAGACAAUGGACCCUGUCAAUGACCGUUACUACAUAGAAGAGCUGCGAAAACAGGCUAAAGAUGAUGCUGCAACAAGAGAGAUACUUCAUGGACUGAAACGUAAAGUAGAUGAGAUGGAUACAGAUAGCAUCGAGAAUCGAAAUAAAAUGAUGAAGCUUAAAGAUGAUGUAUCAAGACUUAAAAAUGCUGCUGUUCCCUCAAAUGUGAAAGCUAUUCAUGAAUGUGAUAUCUUAAAGUGGAAAAAAGAUGACAAGCUUUUCCUUGAAACUCACAACUUUACUGCUAUGCUGGAAAAAGUGAAUAAUAAGACUCAUGUAACAUUUGUUGGUGUCCCAGGAUCAGGGAAAACAGCAACAGCUCGUCAUAUUGCACUGAUGUUGCAGCAGAAAGGGUAUGAAGUUGUACCAAUCAAAGAUAUCAAAAAGAUAGAGGAAUACUGUGAUCCAAAAAAUCCACAGGUGUUUGCUAUUGAUGAUGUUGUUGGUGUCUUUGGGCUUCAAGAGACUAAAUUAAAUCUGUUAUCUGAUUACCAAGAUAGAAUCAUAAACCCUGUAAUGUCAAAGACAAAAACUCUCAUGACUUGUAGAGAAACCGUGUACAGAAAAGCAAUUGAAUCGAGUUCACUUUUUACAGAUGAAAACAAUAUUGUCUUAUUACAUAGUGAAGCUUAUGCUUUAAAUCACACCGAUAAAAAGAAUAUAAUGAAAAUGUACAAUAUAGAUAUAAAUAUGUUGUCUUCUGAUAGUUUGACAUCUGCAUCAAAAAUGUUUCCUUAUCUUUGCAAACUUUUUUCUACCGAAAGAAAAUUCAAACGUUAUGGAUCUGCUUUUUUUGAAAAUCCAGUCCCGUGCAUUUUGAAGGAACUUGAAGAAAUGAAAAAACAAAACAGAAUACAGUAUGCUUCUUUGGUUUUAUGCAUGAUCAAUGACAACAAAAUAUCAAAGAAAAUCCUUGGAGAAAUAAAAAAUGAUGCGGUUGAUAAAAAAAUGAUUGAAAUGAAACAAAGUGUUUUGCAAAAAUGCAAAGUCAGCGGUACAACAGAUAAUUUUGAAUUUGUUGAUGCAUUGUCAGAAAUGGAGGGGACUUACACAAAACUCUGUGGUACUGAUUACAGUUUUGUUCAUGACUCAAUGCUUGAAAUUGUUGCGUAUCAUUUUGGUUGUAACUUUCCAGAUGUGAUUUUACAAUUUAUGAGUAGUAGUUAUAUUGCUAACUAUGUUAAAAUUCAAAAAUGUCAAACGGAAAAAUCAAAAAACGAAAGAAAGCAAGUGAGUGAAAGAGAACAGAAAGAAAAGAAUGUUGUAGUCACAUAA